Molecule: messenger RNA, 7555 nt
Organism: Danaus plexippus (monarch butterfly)
Lineage: Eukaryota; Metazoa; Arthropoda; Insecta; Lepidoptera; Nymphalidae
Product: putative leucine-rich repeat-containing protein DDB_G0290503
Exons: 22
Coding region: 193-7350 (2385 amino acids)
Source: RefSeq, a predicted model, not a curated record
CGUCUGGAUUUCUGAUGUCAAAUAAAAAUAUUUGAUAUUUACAUUAUUUACAGUCUACAAUAAAUAAGAAAAAUAAUAAUUUAAAUUGUAUAAUUAUGCCUACAAUGGAUGGCAGUGAAAAGUAGCAAUUAAUUUUUAUACCUAUAUGCUUAGAAAAAUUAUAUUUAUUGAUAGUGGUUAAAGUUUUCGGCUAUGUCUUUUAUCACGAAAAGGGAACGAGUAUUCAAUGAAUACGACCUAUUUGACUUACCGGCUAGGAAUGAGGGUAAACUAAAAACGUACGCAUCAUGUACGGACGCAAGAGCUUGGUCCCAUUUCUGUUCAGAUAAAACUGAACAUUUGGUUGAAAUUAUAAAGCGAAAUAAUGAAACUGUCCGUCCGAAAUACGUACCGACCGACGUCAUCGUCAACACUCUGAUGACGGUGAAGAAUGCGGAAAUAGCAAGAUUGAGGCGUAAGAUUGACGAAUUUGAACAAAUGAUAGCAGCUUACGAUCAAUUGGAACUAACUUGUGAACAAAAAUGUGAAAUAGCAAGUGCUCACGCCGCAAUAAAAGCGGCCAACAAAGAGUUAGAUGAUAUGUGUUUGGACUUGGAUCUUUCUGGAUACACCGAGGGCGUUGAUUCUGAGGCUUAUGAGACAGGAAAAUCACGAGGCGAUGAGUCCACAAAAUACUCCCAAGAGGUUGAGAAAUUUAAGGAGAAAGACAUAGAAAAAGAGAAAGAGACUGCAAAAUCUGGAGGCGAUGAGUGGAUUGUGGAAAAAGAACCGAUGUCUAAGAUGGAAGCUAAAUGUAACCAGAUAGGAUCUCCGCCUUGCGUAUGUGAUGCGAGCACUUCUGCUUAUGACAGCAGAAUAGAUGAAAUGAAAGAACUGAUUAUAAACAAAGACGCGAAAUUAAGUGCUAUGCAGAAUACUAUAGCGGUAAUGGAGAACGACGUAUGUGAACCUUAUUGUAUAUACGCUCACAUAUAUACGGCUCUUGAAAAGAUAUUUGGCAUUUUAUGUCAAAACAAGAAAUACAAACAAUAUUUAGAUUUAUUGACUGCUGGAAAAGACACGAGAUGUAUAGAUAUAACAGGCAAAAUUUUAUUUAAAAUGAAAGUAUUAGAGAAAUUUAGCCUCGCUCUGAUAGCUCCUUGCACACAGGAACGUUCAACACACGAGGAUUGUUCGUGUUAUAGAGCCGAAAUUCUAACACAUGUAGAAACAACAUUUGCUUUAACAUCUAUGGAAAAUAAUAAACCCAAUAUAGAUAUUGAUAGUAAAAGAGCCCAACUAGUUGCAGACAUCAUGCAACAUCAGGAAAUGCAAGAAAUUUUAAGCAAAGAAGAUAUAACGUCAAGAAAUGAAGAUGAGCAAUUGGACGAUCCUUAUAAUAUUGACAAUUAUAAUAUAGACGCUGAAAAUAUCAAUCGAUUAAAGAAUUUACAAGCAAACUAUGAUGACUUGUUAAAUUGCUACGAGACUUUGAAGCAUGAACGAGAUAACAUAUUUAUUCAGUGCCAAAAAUAUGUAAAUUUAGAGCAAGAAUGUCAAUGUUUGCAAAAUCAACUUCAAGAGUAUAACCAGAUGUGGAAAGAAAAAGAAAUUUUCAAGAAACGUUCAGAAGAUCUGGAUAAGUUAAAAGAAAAUUAUUAUAUCCUCACUGAGGAAACAUUAAACUUAGAAACAAAAUUAAAAGCUGAGCAAGAAAUCAAUAAGAUAAAAUGUGAGGCUAUAGAUGAACUCAGAAAUGAGAAUGUUAGGUUAGAGAAAAAAAUUACGGAAGCCUCUUUAAUGUUUGAAAAACAAAAAAAUAACUUAGUGUGCAAAGUCAAAGAAUACGAGUGCAAAAUAAUGUGUCAGGAACAGCAAAUAAGAAGUUUAUCACAACAAAUAGAUAACUUUUUAGAGCAAGAAAUUAAUAAAACACCAACAUCUGAAGAAGCAUCACGUUCCAUAGAGCUUCUUGACAAUAUCGAAGCUCAAAAGGAACAAAUUAAAAACCUCAAAGACGCGAUAUGCUGCAAUGAAGAAGAAAAACAAUACCUUCAGGAAGAGUACCAAAAGAAACUUGAACUUAUCAAUGAACUCAAGUUUGAUGUAGAGGAUUUGAAAGGUAAAUAUGAAACAGCUGUGCAAAGAAAUCAUUAUUUAGAAGAAUAUUUAGAGGAAUUUCAAGAUCAAAUCAGUAAAUUGGAAGAUAAAAAUACUCAACUCAAUCAUGACAUAGAUAUAAAAUCAAAGGCAAUAGAAAAUUUGAAUACAAUUUUAUCCUCUAAAUCUCAAGAAGUAAAUAAUUUGAUGAAUGAAGUUGAUCAUAAACGUAGCGAAAAUAAAGAACUGUUCAAUAAAAUAAUAGAUAUGGAAAGAAACUUUAGUAACAGUUUAACAUCACUUAAAAAUGAACAAAGAGUUGCAUUAAGUUCUAUUCGUUUAGCGAAACAAGAAAGUUUGGAGAUUUUAAAAAGUAUACAAUUUGAUGACUUACAAAAACAACCGAGCAAUACUCAAAAUAAUAUCAAUGAAGUUAAUAGUAAAUUAGAUGUACCGACUGUUACAAAAGACUUCUUAGACACGGAGAGUAUUAAUGAAAAUUUAUUAAAAGAAGUUGAGGGAUUACGAGACAUUCAUUUUGAGAGUAUACAAAGCUUACAAGACGAAAAUAGAAAUAUGAAAAGAUCUUUGGAUGUAGCAAGUAAAAGCAGCAUAGUUUUAGAAUCUAAACUUAAAGACUUUGAAGAAAUUAAGUGUAAGUUACACAAAUUACAAGAGGAUAACAAUAGGCUAAUUGAUGAAAACGAAGAUCUAAAACGAGCUUUAGACUUAAAAAAUGACGAAAUUAAUGGUAUGUUACAUGUUGUUGAGCUUACUAAGAAGAAUAGUGACAUCUUAAUAGAUCAGUUACAUCAAUCUGAAAAUAUACAAGACGAAUUUACUAAAUUAAAUAAAGCUUACCAAAAUUUAAUUGGUACAAAAAAUAUCUUGGAAGAAAAAGUUUUGCUAAAGGAUCAUAAGAUUCAAGAACUUCUUAAAAAUGUAAGCAAUCUAGAAGAAGAAAAUAAUCGUAAAAAUUUGGAUCUUAUAAAAAUUAAAUCUAUUGAAAAAGAAUUAAUUGAUUUGCAUGACAAAUAUUCAGAAUUAUCCGAGGAAAAGCAAAAAUUGUUGGAAGACUUCAACAAUAAAACUUCUGAAAUGAAUAGUCUCUAUAAUAACUUGGAAAAAGUUAUAGAAGAAAAUCAAAUUCUAAAUAAUAAUAUGAAAACAUUGCAGUUCAGAGAAACAUCAGCAAAAAGUAAUCUCUCUGCCCUACAGAAUGAAAAUGAAACUAUAAAUAAUAAUUUCCAAGCUUUAAAAAAAGAAAGUGCAGCUUUAAUGGAAAAGAUUAAAUUUUAUGAGCCUUUAGAAACUGAAUUAAAUGAAUUAAAAAGAGCAUACCAACAAACUAUUAUAGAAAAAGAAAAAUUGCAGCAGGAUUUGAAUGAACAACUAAGCGAUUUACAUAAAUUAGAACAAGAUAAUAACCAAAAAGAAGAAAUACUUGAGAGUGUUUUAAUACAAGCUCGAGAUAAGAAAGACAAUUAUGAUGAAGUUAAAAAAGAAAUAGCUUUGUUGAAAGAAGAAAAGCAUUCUCAAUACAAAAGAAUAGAAGAUUUACUAAAUAAACUCGAAGAAUCGGACUAUUUAAUAAACAACUUAAAUGAAGACAUUAUUGCAAGAGAUAAAAAAAUUACAACACUCGAAAAUCAUAUUAAUGAACUAGAAGACGAAAUAAGGAAGUUGCAUAAAGAUUUAGAAGAAGUCGUAGAAACAGGAGAAGAAAUAAAACAUUUGAGUUACGAAAACCUGGAUCAGUGUCUUAAAACUGUGGAAGCUCAUCAAUCGAAGGCGACACAUAAUAUUAAAUUAGAGUUAACGAAAUUACAAGAUGAAAAAGCAUAUCUCGAAAGUCAACUUUCAAAUACAAAACUAGAGUCUGAACAAUCCAUUCAAGAUAAAUACAAACUUAUUGCUCAAAUUGAACAUCUCCAAAAUGAAAGACUCAUUUUGGUAUCAGAAAUAAAGCAAUUAGAACUUAAAAGUACUGGGGACAGUACUUUAAACCCCUCGAGCAAAAUAAAUGAUAUAGUGACAUCUCUUGAUCGCAUUAGCAAAUCAAUAAAUAAUAAAAACACUUCUUUGGAGAAAACUCUAUUAAAUGUGCAAGCAUCUUACCAGCUACUUAAAACAAAAGCUAAUGAAGCUAAAAUAUUAGCUGAAAAGGAAAGACAAAAAAUUCUAGAGGAAAAGGAAGAAGCCAAAGCCGCUAGAACACGCCUUGAACAACAGGUAGAAUAUUUUGAAAAUAAAUUGAAAGAAGAGGAAAAUAAUCGUGAAAAUAUAAUUCAAGACUUAGAAAGAGAAAUGUUAAAUCAAACUUUAAUAUCUGACAAAAUAAAACAGUCAAAAGAAGAUGAAAUCCUUAAAUUAAAAAAUGAGAUUUCGAUUCUACAAAAGAAAAUAAAAGAAAGCAAUGAAAACAAUCAGAACGAAAAAAUAAAAUACGCUGACAUCAUAAACGGCUUAGAAUUAACUAUUCAAGAAAAGGUAGAUAAAUGCCACCUUCUUGAGGAUAAUCUCAAGAGGUUUAAUAAUAAACAAAUGAGUGAUUUCGGCAAUCAAACAAAUUUGUUUGAUAGAAAAAUGAAUUUGGAAGAAAAAUCAACACAAACGAAUUUUAAUAACUCAAAAGCAACCCAAAAUGACAUCGGUUUCUCAUUUCAUGGCAAUAAAGCACAUAAAUAUACAAUGUAUAAAUUACCGGAACCCCCCGUCAAUUUAAACGAUAGGUCUGACAAUAAUAAUAUAAAGUCAGAUUCGAUCUCUCCCCCAAGACAUCUAAAUGAAGUUCAAAUAUUAUCAGCGGCGGUUGAACCAAAUAUAAAUGUUGUAAAAGACAUAUAUAUUAAUUUUAAAAUAAAAAGACUAAGUACCAGCAAGGUAGAGCAAUGUUCGAUCAACUUAUUAAAAGAAAAUAAAACUCAAAUUGAAAAUCAAGAAACUAUAAGUUUAAGCAAUGAGCUUUUAAGGCAUUACGCUCCCGAGAUAACUCCUGGUUAUGCGCCACUAAUUCCACAAAAUAACAACAUUCUUAGUAUUUAUAAUACAACACUUAAAGCACCAAGUCCAAUUGAAACAAAAUCGAACAAAAGAACAUUUUGGGAUUCUAAAUCGCUUGCCGGUACGAAUGAAAACAUUAAUAUCGAUGACAUUGAUGAAAGUAUCAAUAAGGAUAACGAAGUUAGACACAGUAGUCCAGUAAUUGACUCUCAAACAGAUAAAGAUUUCUUCGUUAUUUACACAGAUACAGAAAGCAUUUAUGACUAUCGAAGUGGAAAUAAAAAUGAAUCGCCACAAUCCCCUAAUUUACCAUUUGACAAUGAAACUGCUACUUCAAUUGAACCCCUCAGCCUAGCAUUAGCUGAAAGGAAAGAUAUUAGACGCAAAAAUAAUCUAAUUCCAAAAUAUGAAUACGAAGACAGAGAUGACGACAGCAUAAAACCAAGAUUACAUAUAAAAAUGCCAAGAGUAACAGGCGGCAGCCCUUCAACGAUAACAUCCAUAGCUGACAAAAGAUCACUAGAUUCAUAUACCAAAGGUAUAUAUUUGUCACCUACCCGAGCAGUAUACUCGGACACAAAUAUUAGUAGUAGCAACAGUAACAACAUAGACCAAAACUUAUUGACUGUAAAAAGUCGAUUGAAAGAUGUCAUUCUAAAUAAAACUUCUACGAGCCCUAUUUUAAACAGACAAGGUGAAAAGCAAAUAAAUUAUAAGAACAAAACAGACCGAAAUACCAGGCAACGGUAUGAAAAGAAAGCCGAAUUAUCAGAGGAAUCACAUCAUAAUUUAAUUCGAAAUAAUGGCGAAGUUUUAAGCAAGACUUUAAAUAACCAUUUACAUAGUCAUGGUAAUGAUUUUAAUGUUGAAAGUAAUAAAGGUUUACAAUAUAUUUUAAACGCAGUGCAGAACGAAUAUCAGUCUAAUAAUUUAGAACAAUACAACAAUAUUAGAGCAUUACCUAAGAGUUACAGUGACCAACAAAUUUACAAUAGUAACUGUGUUAGUCCGGCUAAACAGUUAAGUUCAAACCUGUCAUCUAUUGAGUAUAGAACAAUGUCAACUUUUAGUCCAAAGCUUUUUAAAUCGGUAAGAGAUUAUGGUACAUUGGCAAAGCUAAGUACAGUAGAGGACUAUGAAAAUAAAAUUCAACAACUUACAAAUACCUUAGAAAAUAUAGAAAAAGAUUACAAAAAGAAAAUAGAUGCUGUUAAAAUGCAAUAUGAUUGUAAUGUUAAAAGUAUUAUAAAUGAGCACAAUCAAGGAGUUGCAAGCAUUCAAAGUUUACACGAGGAAACGUUACACGAUAUUGUAAAAAUUCAUGAGAAUGAAAUUGAAAAUUUAAGAUCCAUGAGUAUAGAAGCAAUGCGUAAAGCGGAGAAGCUGGAAAAAGAAAACCAAUCUCUUAAAAUGAAACUAAAGCUUCAAUAUCCAGAAAAAGUAGAUGAGGAACCAAAAAUGUUAAGUCACGAAGGUAAAAGAAAGAAAAACAAAGGACGUAUAGAGGAGAGAUUGUUAACGAAAACUGAUAUAGAGGCAUAUAAUGUUAGACCAAAACGUCGGUCCCAUGGACCCUGCACUUGUUCUCUUGAUAUGAAUAUAUCGGAUACAAUACGCAACAUUUUCGAGCAAGUCGAUGUUGAACAAAGAAAGAAUGCGGAGCAAACAUAUUUAAGGUACAUCGCUAAUAAGAUCUUGGGGGCCAAUGUUGAGUCUCUGGAUGCGCAAGAAUUAUCAUUUCUUCAUCUAAAGGUUUGUAACACAUGGAAAAUGAAGUUAAAUAAAGAAGAAGCUCUUCAAAAAAAGUUUGACUUCCUAGAAAACGAAUUGAUAAACAAACAACGAAAAACAGAAAAGCAUAUGGCUGAACUUGAUCGUAAAGUGGCUGAAGAGUAUAGACGGUUACAAGAGGUAAGGGAAGCCGUGUGCAAGACUCCUCCUGAAACGCAUGAUGACAGUCCAAUGGAGGAGGCAACUCAACGGCCCUGUACUACCAGAAAAGAAAUGUGUAAUUGCAAUUCGGUUAGUUGCAAUAUUACCUUGGGAACGAGAUGUUCUGCAGGGGACUUACAACCGCAAAUGUCAAAACCAGGUUUAAAACUAAAACGUACGAAAAUGGAGAGCAAUAGAGCUGUGCUUGCUAAGUUGGACGCCGAUGAGGACAGAGACAAAAAACUGUUAAAUGACGAAACACCUACUAGACUGAAGCGCUCUCACGAUCGUCAACAUUUUCGAAUUUACAGAAAAAGAGAAAGAUAUAACAUAUAACAAGAGUAAAUUAAAAGAUAAUAUUAAUGUAAAAAUAUUAAUAUGAUAAAAAAUAUACCGUUUACAAGAACCGGCGUCAAUGUGGCUGUUGUGAAAUUACAAAUGAUUUUUGAUUUAUUUUACAAGUGUUUUAUAAAUUAUUUAUAUGUAUUUAUUUAUGUGUAUGGUGAGAAAUUUACAAUGGUAUAAAAUAUCUAAAAUUUAA